Messenger RNA from Bacidia gigantensis, 1572 nucleotides. RefSeq lists its product as uncharacterized. Gene Ontology annotation, cellular component: membrane. The record is from RefSeq and is a predicted model, not a curated record. Gene Ontology annotation, biological process: transmembrane transport; carbohydrate transport. Gene Ontology annotation, molecular function: carbohydrate:proton symporter activity. The transcript has 3 exons. Bases 1 to 1572 code for a protein of 523 amino acids. Lineage: Eukaryota; Fungi; Ascomycota; Lecanoromycetes; Lecanorales; Ramalinaceae.
AUGGAACUUCCCAAAAUCUACAAUGUCUACUUUCUUGCCAUCAUUGCCACCGUUGGCGGCAUGCUCUUUGGAUUUGAUAUAUCUUCUAUGAGCGCUAUCAUUGGCACAGACCAAUAUAUUACCUACUUCAACAACCCUCAUGGUGUGACGCAAGGCGCCAUUGGCUCAGCCCUCGCUGCUGGCUCAGUUGUAGGUGCAGCCUGUGCUGGUUACUUUUCUGAUUUGAUUGGACGUCGAGACUCGAUAUUCUUUGCAUGCUUCUUCUGGCUGGCAGGCACCUCUGUGCAGGUUGCCUGUAAUGGUGCUGGUAUGCUCAUCGCGGGUCGUAUCCUCAAUGGUGUCUGCGUCGGCGUCACAUCCAGUCAGGUCCCCGUCUACCUCGCAGAGAUCGCCAAGAAAGAGAAACGUGGCAGCAUCAUCGUCAUUCAGCAACUUGCCAUAGAGUGGGGCAUCUUCAUCAUGUUCUUUAUUGGAUACGGCUGCAGCUUCAUCGCCGGAAACGCCUCCUUCCGCACUGCAUGGGGCAUUCAAUUCGUACCUGCCGUGUUCUUGAUGGUUGGGCUCCCCUUCUUGCCACGGUCGCCGCGGUGGCUUGCAAAGAAAGGCCGAACGAAAAAGGCCAUCAACGUGCUUGCCAAAAUCCAGGCACACGGCAAUAUCGAUGACCCGCUAGUCGUAGCGGAAUGGGAGGAAAUUACAUCCACAUUGCGAGCGGAGCGAGAAGCACUUCAGGGUUGGCGAAAGUUCAUCAAAAAUGGCAUGUGGAAGCGUACGUUUGCGGGCAUGUCAGUGCAGGCAUGGCAACAAUUGUCUGGUGCGAACGUCAUGACUUAUUACGUCGUCUACGUCUUCUCGAUGGCCGGGCUCACUGGCAAUAUCAACCUCAUUUCCAGCGGUGUACAAUAUGCGCUCUUCAUCAUCUUCACCACCAUUGUCUUCUUCUUCAUCGACAAAACCGGCCGCAGACCGCUCUUGAUCUUCGGUGCUAUCGGUAUGGGCACUUGUUUGUUCAUCGUCGGUGGCGUGCUUGGCUCUUACGGCACCUAUGUUCCAGGCGGCGUGGGCGGUAACCUGAACGUCAUUGUCGAAGUCAAAGGCACCCCAGCCAACACCGUGAUUGCGUUUUCAUACCUCCUCAUCAUUGUCUACGCCUUGACCCUCGCUCCGAUUGCUUGGGUCUAUGCAGCAGAAGUCUGGUCGCUCGAGACUCGGGCUACUGGAAUGGGUCUGGCCGCUACCGCGAAUUGGCUCUUCAAUUUUGCGCUCGGGCUGUUUGUCCCACCGGCUUUUGGCAAUAUCAGCUGGAAGACAUUCAUAGUAUUUGGGGUCUUGUGCUUCGCUGCCGCGGUGCAGGCAUUCUUGACGUAUCCGGAGACUUGCGGGAAGAGUCUUGAGGAGAUUGAAUUGUUAUUUUCGAAGGACGGGCCAUGGCCUUGGAAGACGAAGCCAGGGGAGAGCAGAUUGGAUAGACGGGUCGAGGAUGUGAGGACAACAGGUAGGGGUUUGGAUAUGAAUGGGGAGAAGGAAGGAGUCGGUGAAGUGGAGGAGAUGCAUAAGGAGUUGAGCGUUUGA